CUGGCAUCCCUCUCAUGGACCGUACAAGGAUGCGCCAACUACAAGUUCUGUCAUUGCUACGAUGACAACGGCAUGCCCAAUGACUUGGCAACCAACAUUAUGUGCCCCGGCAAUCUGGAGUCAAGGACGGAGUUCGGCGUCACAUUUAAGGAGUGCCACUACUACAAGAACUAUUUCUUCCUCUAUAGUGCUUUGGAUAACUGCGACCUCAGGCGUCGGUGCAAGGCCGCCGGCGCGACUGGGGCGGACUCGAGUUGCAGAAGCAAGGUUGAAUAG
Messenger RNA from Colletotrichum phormii, 276 nucleotides. RefSeq lists its product as uncharacterized. The annotation marks the transcript as partial. The transcript has a single exon. The record is from RefSeq and is a predicted model, not a curated record. NCBI's taxonomy places the organism in Eukaryota, Fungi, Ascomycota, Sordariomycetes, Glomerellales, Glomerellaceae.